GCUCCCUUGCAUUGAAUUAGCAAUUUAAAAAAUUACGAAACUCUUUCACCGCGUUACCUCCUUUAAGAAGGAAGUCUUUGCAAGUAAACCUGUAGCGUUAUAAGACUUUUGUAGGGAAUGACUUGGGCGGGGGGGGGGGUUAAUUUUAGCGUUCGGUAAGUGCACAGCUUUGUAGAAGCUUGAGAUUUUAAGACAGGCACAACUGUCUAAUCUUGGACUAGGAACUUUCAUCUUUUGGACCCCUGCAUUGUGUCAGGGGCAUAGACUAUAUUCUCAUGAGGAUUCCUUGCACCCUCCAUUUUACGUGGCAACCUGAUGCUGCCAGUAUAUUUUUAAAUGUCAUUUGGGUUCCUUGCCACUCUGAAGAGAGAGAUCUAAGGUCUGAUAAAGUUUAGUAGCUGUUCCCUAAACCAAACUUUUAAUAAAGUUUGAGUACAAAAGGCAGUUUCAGCGGGAGGGAGGAGGGAUUAUUGAUAUCUAAGAAUAUCUUCAAAUAUUAAAUUGCACCAAGUAAAGCAUUUUAUGGUAACAUUUUUCAGCAAGAUGUGCUUUAUAAAACUUAGUAUUUUAACAGUCCUAAACAGUCCUGAACAGCAUUCAUUAAGUCAGUCAAUUUUUAAGGUGAAAUUAAGCCCAUCUUCCAGACAGGACAAUUUUAGUUCUGUAUUUGUAUUUAAUGACUGUCAAGGGGACGUUCCCCUCUGGAUCCUACUGAACUAUUUUAAUAGAAAUAUAUAGCUGAUAUUGAUGGCUGUUAAUAAACGAUGCUUCACAUAUUCUGUUAAGCACUUUACGUUUGUUACCUUGUUUGGCUCUCACAACAGUCCUAUGGGAUAUGUAUUACGUUUUACAGAUGAAGAAACUCAAGCAUUUAAGAAGAAACUGGUAGAGAGAGAACUGGAUGCUCUUCUGGAACAGCAAAACACCAUUGAAAGUAAAAUGGUCACUCUCCAUCGAAUGGGUCCCAAUCUGCAGUUGAUUGAAGGAGAUGCAAAGCAGCUAGCUGGAAUGAUCACCUUUACCUGCAAUCUAGCUGAGAAUGUAUCCAGCAAAGUCCGUCAGCUUGACUUGGCCAAGAACCGCCUCUAUCAAGCCAUUCAGAGAGCUGAUGAUAUCUUGGACCUGAAGUUCUGCAUGGAUGGAGUUCAGACUGCUUUGAGGAAUGAAGAUUAUGAGCAGGCUGCGGCCCACAUUCAUCGCUACUUGUGCCUGGACAAGUCAGUCAUUGAGCUCAGCCGACAGGGCAAAGAAGGCAGCAUGAUUGACGCCAACCUGAAAUUGCUACAGGAAGCUGAGCAGCGUCUCAAAGCCAUUGUAACAGAGAAGUUUGCCCUUGCUACUAAGGAAGGGGAUCUGCCCCAGGUGGAGCGCUUCUUCAAGAUCUUCCCACUGCUGGGUCUACAUGAGGAGGGAUUAAGCAAGUUCUCAGAAUACCUUUGCAAGCAGGUGGCCAGUAAAUCUGAGGAGAAUCUGCUGUUGGUGCUGGGGACAGACAUGAGUGAUCGGAGAGCUGCAGUCAUCUUUGCAGAUACACUCACUCUUCUUUUUGAAGGUAUUGCCCGCAUUGUGGAGACCCACCAGCCAAUAGUGGAGACCUAUUACGGGCCAGGGAGACUUUAUACUCUGAUAAAAUACCUGCAGGUGGAAUGUGACAGACAAGUGGAGAAAGUGGUGGACAAGUUCAUCAAGCAGCGGGACUACCACCAGCAGUUCCGGCAUGUCCAGAAUAGCUUGAUGAGAAAUUCUACAACAGAAAAAAUAGAACCAAGGGAACUGGACCCUAUCCUGACUGAGGUCACCCUCAUGAAUGCCCGCAGUGAGCUGUACUUACGCUUCCUCAGGAAGAGGAUCAGCUCUGAUUUUGAGGUGGGGGACUCCAUGGCCUCAGAAGAAGUAAAGCAAGAGCACCAGAAGAGCCUGGACAAGCUCCUUAAUAACUGCCUGUUGAGCUGUACCAUGCAGGAGCUCAUUGGCUUCUAUAUAACCAUGGAGGAGUACUUCAUGAGGGAGACUGUCAACAAGGCUGUGGCUUUGGACACCUAUGAGAAAGGCCAGUUGACAUCCAGCAUGGUGGAUGAUGUCUUCUACAUUGUAAAGAAGUGCAUUGGGCGGGCUCUGUCCAGUUCCAGCAUCGACUGUCUCUGUGCCAUGAUCAACCUUGCAACCACGGAGCUGGAGUCUGACUUCAGGGACGUUCUGUGUAACAAGCUGCGGAUGGGCUUCCCGGCCACCACCCUCCAGGACAUCCAGCGAGGGGUGACGAGUGCCGUGAACAUCAUGCACAGCAGCCUCCAGCAAGGCAAAUUUGACACAAAAGGCAUUGAGAGCACUGACGAGGCCAAGCUGUCCUUUCUGGUCACCCUGAACAAUGUGGAAGUGUGCAGUGAGAACAUCUCCACUCUGAAGAAGACACUGGAGAGUGACUGCACCAAGUUGUUCAGCCAGGGCAUUGGAGGGGAGCAGGCCCAGGCCAAGUUUGACAGCUGCCUUUCUGACUUGGCUGCCGUGUCCAACAAAUUCCGAGACCUUCUGCAGGAAGGGCUGACGGAGUUAAACAGCACAGCCAUCAAGCCGCAGGUGCAGCCUUGGAUCAACACCUUCUUAUCUGUCUCCCACAACAUCGAAGAGGAAGAAUUCAACGACUAUGAGGCCAAUGACCCCUGGGUACAACAGUUCAUCCUUAACCUGGAGCAACAAAUGGCGGAGUUCAAGGCCAGCCUGUCUCCAGUCAUCUAUGACAGCUUGACCGGCCUCAUGACCAGCCUUGUUGCAGUGGAGUUGGAGAGAGUGGUGUUGAAAUCCACCUUUAACCGGCUGGGCGGUCUGCAGUUUGAUAAGGAGCUGAGGUCACUCAUCGCCUACCUUACCACAGUGACCACCUGGACCAUCCGAGACAAGUUUGCCCGGCUCUCCCAGAUGGCCACAAUCCUCAAUCUGGAGCGGGUCACGGAGAUCCUAGAUUACUGGGGCGCCAACUCUGGCCCACUGACGUGGCGCCUCACCCCUGCCGAAGUACGCCAGGUGCUGGCUCUGCGCAUGGACUUCCGCAGUGAGGACAUCAAGAGGCUGCGCCUGUAGCCGAGGCCCAUCGGGCCUGUCAUUCUUCAGGCUCUGUUCCCUAAGUGGCCACGGCCAAGUAGCUGAGCAAGGCUGUCUGGCUUGGGGAGCUCUGACAGCACAGACUGUUCCACUGUGGACAGCAGGAAGUAAGGCUCAGCUCACCCUGCUGUCUGCACUCAGGCCUGUCUGCGUGGUGCUUUGCAGGCAGCCUCCCCCCACCAAGAGAGGUGAGUCCCUUGGGCUCCUAAUUAUGUGGGAAAGCCAAGGCAGGCCAGCUUUCUGCAUGGGCGGUCAUUCUCUCCUCCUUAGACACUACAGCAAACAGGCUGCCUCCCAUCCAGCCCUAAAGGACUUGGGUAUACCUGGGGACCCAGGGAAUUAGGUUUACUCUGAAAGGCUGUGAUGUUUAUGAUCACCCUGAAUAAAGACACUCCUUGGAGAGA
Messenger RNA from Enhydra lutris kenyoni (northern sea otter), 3503 nucleotides. RefSeq names its product component of oligomeric golgi complex 4. NCBI's taxonomy places the organism in Eukaryota, Metazoa, Chordata, Mammalia, Carnivora, Mustelidae. The coding region runs from base 748 to 3078 and encodes 776 amino acids. The transcript has 19 exons. The record is from RefSeq and is a predicted model, not a curated record.